Messenger RNA from Moesziomyces antarcticus, 1482 nucleotides. RefSeq lists its product as uncharacterized. Bases 1 to 1482 code for a protein of 493 amino acids. NCBI's taxonomy places the organism in Eukaryota, Fungi, Basidiomycota, Ustilaginomycetes, Ustilaginales, Ustilaginaceae. The record is from RefSeq and is a predicted model, not a curated record. The transcript is spliced from 3 exons.
AUGCUCGGUCUAGCCUCCCUCUCCGACAGCCAUGUAGUUCAGCUGUACGAAUGGGCCGAGAGCAGCCCUUCGGCAGUGCUCGCUUGCACCUGUCGACAGAUAAUCCGCUUGCCCACCAUCCCGCACUUCUCGCAUGCGCUUGGAGGUCAGAAUCUCUUCCUCCAUCAUCAAACACCAGGCCUGUUCGCCCAUGUCUGCGGUAUGAUCGUCGGCGUCCAGCCCAAAGACGACCACGUCGCUUACGAGCUUGACGAUGGCACUGCCAUCCUGCGCAUCUUGGUGAACCGCAAAUCGAUUCAGCUCGACAAGACGUUACACCUUCCACCAGCGCCCGAUCGACCCUCCGGUAUUCCGGAAUGCUACCGCAUGCCGCCGCAACCAAAAUCAAGUCGCUCCGGCUACGGUGAUGCGUCCAGCUCCAGAUCCUCGCUUUCGCCGCCCCAACCUCGAUUCAACGUGGCAGACAUCGUCACGUGCGUGGGCAGGAUACAGAUCGCCCGCAACGGCGAUCGCUUCAUCGUCGCAAAGAAACUGACCAUUUCUCGAGACCUCAACGACGAGAGCCGACACCAAAUCAAAGCGGUCGAGCUCGAAAACAACCUCUACCGCCAACCUUUCGACUGGAACAGAGUUCAAGCUGAUACCAAAGCGUCCCUCACUACCCAGGCGACCAGAAACAGUCUGUUGAGGCCGUCUGCCAGGUCGCUCCUCACCGACGCGUCUUUGGAAGAAGGCGUGGAUGUGCUGCCCUCGCUCGCAUCACAUCGCGACAAACAUGAAGGCAUCUCAGACACUCGUCUUACUCGAGACGAGGCACGAAAACUAUUGGCGAGCGACACUCCCUCGUCGCCCAUCGCAUCCUCGUCAGCUGCUAUCCCCGUCCGACCGCCCUCCUCCGGGACCACCCGUCGCAAGCUGCGCAGCCAGGCAAAAAUUCCAGAUCACAGCUUGACCGAGUCCUACUUCCAGCUGCAGCUCCAACACCACGUCGUUCAGCACUAUCCGCACCGCCCAUUCGCCCUUUCUGACCUCGGCGCCAGUGCAGAUCUGGCGUCCUUGGCGCAUCGUCUUGUCGAUGCCCGCAUGCAGUCGCGCAGCACCACCCGCCGCACACAUGCAACCCACUCUGCUGCCCAGGCCAGCACCGAGCAGACAGCAGACAAGAUCCGCCGUCUCUUCGAAUGGGCCCUGCGCAAGAUGAUGCAUGACGGCUUCAUCGUCCUCAACGCCUCCACCGGGCCAAAGUCGUCUAGCAGCGGCGCGACCAACAGCGAUUCCUACCGCCUGGUCACUCCAGAGUACCUGUCUGGCUUCCUGCGCGACAUCAUCGGCCCUGUUGGCAGUCAACCACCGCCUGAUCACCAUCAUGUCCUGGCCAGACUGCGCUUCCUCGACGAACGAUUCCGAUUCCUCAAUCCACCCGUCGUUCAGGACAGCAUCGCCGUCUACCUCGAUCGCUACGCACCAAUCGUGCUCGAUUAG